UUUGCCCCCCUCCCAAACAAACAUUGCCGCCAAGAUGGCAGUGCCAGCUCUGGCAGGCGCGCCUGUCCUCUCGACGCCUGACACACACAUCUUCGAAGAGCCGACGCCUGCCGUCGACAGCCCGGGCGUGCCGCGACUGCCCGACGAACAGAUUGCGAUCACGUACGAGAUUGAGCGCACAGUGAAGGAGAUACGAGAUGGAAGGUGGAACAGGAUCGCGCUGCAGUUUCCGGAUCACAUGCUCGCGGAUGCGCCAAGGGUAUUCGAGCAGCUGAGUCGCGGACUGGCGAAGGCGAAGAAGGCGCAAACUGGAGGUGCAGGUGCGAUUGAGGGCCAGCAGAAUGGGACGGCGGCUGUUGGUGCGCUGCGCGAGAAGCUGGAGACGAACGCGGGCUUGGAGGAGAACAAAGAGGAGGAAGCGAGGCUCUUCAUUCUUGGCGACACGUCCUACGGCGCAUGCUGUGUCGAUGAGGUGGCAGCUGAGCACGUCGAUGCAGACUGCGUGGUGCACUAUGGACGGUCAUGUCUCUCGCCAGCUUCAAGACUGCCCGUCGUAUACGUCUUCACCGAACGACCGCUCGACCUCGAACAGACCAUGACGACGUUUCAAUCCACGUAUCCCGACAAGUCGCACAAAGUCAUCCUGAUGGCCGACAUACCGUACUCGCACCACAUCCCAGCCCUGCACAAGCGCCUCGAGGAAGCAGGCUACACCUCUCUCUUCCCCACAUCCGUCGUCCACAACCCCUCCUCGCCCCUCCCAAACCGCACAACCCCACCGGACACAUCCAAUGACAAGAGCGCCCUGCUCGACUGGGCCCUCUUCCACAUCUCCGCGCCCCCGACCUCCCUCCUCCUCACCCUCUCCUCCCGCGUAGCUUCAACGCACAUAUAUCCUACUACACCGAGUGCAGCGGCAACAGCACCAACCGCCGAAGCCGCAAAUACGCGCAUGACCCUGCGUCGGCGGUACGCGCUGUGCACCUCGCUCUCCACAACCCCCGUCUUCGGGAUCCUGAUCAACACGCUGAGUGUGAAGAACUACAUGAGCAUCCUGUCGCACGUGCAGAAGACGAUUGCCGCCGCGGGGAAGAAAUCCUACACGUUUGUCGUGGGGAAGGUGAACGCAGCGAAAGUCGCGAAUUUCAGCGAGGUCGGGGGGUGGGUGGUUAUUGGGUGUUGGGAGUCGUCUCUUAUCGAGUCGAAAGAUUUCUGGCGACCGCUGAUCACGCCGUUUGAGUUGGAGAUUGCGUUGCAAGACGAUACCAACAGAGUCUGGACGGGCGAGUGGAGCGGUGACUUCACUGCGAUUCUGGACGAUGCGAAGGCGAGAGAACAGAAGGCCGAGGAGAAGGCGAGAGAACAGAGGGCCGAGGAGAAGACGACGGCGACGACGACGACGAACGGCACAAACAGGACCAAUGAGCAGGAAGCCACCGAAGACCUGAACCGCGACGGCGACUACGACUCCGAAGAAGAAUCCGCGCCCCCGGAAUUCGACCUUAGAACCGGCCGCUACGUUUCGCACAGCAGACCCAUGCAACAGCCCACCUCCACCCGGAGAUCCGUCCAGCCAUCUUCUUCCGACGAUGCGACGGGGUCUGCACCAGCAUCGAACGCGCUGACGAAACGUGCAAACGGUGCACUGGCGUCUGUGAACGGCGUAGUGUCGCCCGGUGCAGAGUUUUUGAGGAGUAAGAGGACGUGGGUCGGUCUGGGGAGCGACUACAACAACCCUGAGAGCGAGGAGAGUGGUAGUGGUAGUGGUAGCGGUAGCGGGAGUGCACAUGCGGCGAAGAUGGAGGAGGGGAGGAGUGGGAUAGCGCGAGGGUAUCGUGUGGGCGACGACGCGCAGAAGCAUUAGCAUCAGCGAGCGUACUUUGCAGCGAAUGUGAUACCAGUUA
This is a messenger RNA of Macroventuria anomochaeta, 1904 nucleotides long. RefSeq names its product diphthamide biosynthesis protein. Gene Ontology annotation, molecular function: 2-(3-amino-3-carboxypropyl)histidine synthase activity. The transcript has a single exon. Gene Ontology annotation, biological process: protein histidyl modification to diphthamide. The coding region runs from base 35 to 1864 and encodes 609 amino acids. The record is from RefSeq and is a predicted model, not a curated record. NCBI's taxonomy places the organism in Eukaryota, Fungi, Ascomycota, Dothideomycetes, Pleosporales, Didymellaceae.